AUGGGCUCUAAUCAACCUCAGUUCUUCCCAUUGGAAACGUCAGAGAUCCCUUUGACCAGUGACAAGUACCACGGUUUGUCCUACCCCAGUGAAACAAAAGACUAUCCUUCUGUGGAUUAUCAAUCGUCGGAACAAUUUUCCCGUAAAGCCAAUAACUCUGUGGAAAUUCGGCGAUCAUCCUACCAGGCAGCGAUGUACACAAUCGAUUGCCUUCUGUCUCCCUCUUCUCCUCCUCGGCUCACGAACGAUACAUCAUCUUCUACUUCCCCACCGGAUUGCGUGAGUUACAACCUCCAAUCAGACGUAUCUCAAGGUCGCACCCCAACAUAUGGUGGCAGCGUAGUACCGGAGAGGACCACGAACGGCACCCAGCUUGAGCAACAAUCCCCGAAACUCCAUCCGUCCUUUGAGUUCUGGUUUGCUCUGUUCUACGACAUGUGGAUGCAACGAUGUAAACGCGCUGUAGCGGAAGUAUCCCAUUCGCAACCACAGAAUCAACCGAUUGACUAUCGAUUACCAUCGGCGCAUAGAACAUCCGUAUCACCUCAGACUUCUUUAACCGUAUCCAAUACCGCUUUGACGCGAGACUCCUUUGGGGGACUUAGCAAGAAUGCAGCGCCACCAAUUUCAGUGUUUUCGCCAAACAAGCCGUCUGGCUUCGAAUGUAAGCAAUCGUUGUCUACAAACUUUUCAGAAACCAAUGCUCAUUCUACGGUGGCCCUGGGUUUCGUCGAAAAGCCAUUCAUAAAGUCAUACGAAUCCCCACGCAAAAACCAUGUUCUUACCAUCAACGCCUGCCUUGAUAACGUGGUCCGUACUCAACGUUCAGUGGUGUUUGAAUCUUCGACGCCUGACGCCCUAUCUUCCUCAUCUCAACGCGCAACAACUAUCUUGUGGGCGGCUAAGGCCAAUAAAGCCAACAAAAAUCCGACGCGGAGAGUGACAAACGGCAAUACACUAAACAUAUCCCCAAAUGAAACUCAUCACUCAGUGUUUCCACAUGGACCCUUCCAAAUCUCCCCCAUGGUAACUAACCUCAUACGAUCCACAGACUGGCCGACUGGACACAGUAGUCCAUUUGCUCCUCCGGGCUCCCCAAUGCAGGCCUACUGGGCCGACAAACCCAAUGCACCUAUUAGUACCGACAUCGUUGGCGCAGUGCAUUCCAGCGCAGCUUUUAAUGCAAAGCCAGGUGAACCGAACCGAAGAUCUCGUGGCUAUCGUUCACUUCCUUUUCCGUUGACCAAACGUGACGGUCGAAUGCACUACGAGUGCAACGUGUGUCGCAAAACGUUUGGCCAACUCUCCAACCUGAAAGUGCACCUGCGUACUCACACGGGGGAGCGACCGUUCCGUUGUCAGUUGUGCGACAAAGGAUUCACACAGCUAGCCCACUUGCAAAAACACAAUUUGGUUCACACGGGUGAGAAACCACACCACUGUAGAGUGUGUGAGAAGCGAUUUAGUAGCACAAGCAAUUUGAAAACGCACAUGCGAUUACACAGUGGGGAGAAGCCAUUCACAUGUAAGAUAUGCAACGUGAAUUUUAGUCAAUUCAUUCACUUGAAACUGCAUAGACGCCUGCACGCUACAGAGCGCCCGGUGACAUGUCCCAAAUGUAACUUGAAGUGUGUGGAUGCAGCGAGUUUACAGCAACAUUGGAGACACGAGAAGUGUUACGAUGGAGACGAAUUACCACCGGAGGACCAUACAGUCGCAUUCCCGAGUCAAGUGAACAAGCAUACAGGUACGCUUCCGCAUGCGGCGAGUGGAUUUCAUGAGUAUGACUUGUUCUGUGUUCGAAACAUCAACCACCAGAUACCAAGCAAUGUCUUUGACCCUAGAGGAUGUGUCGGGAUGGAGGAUACAAACAGGAAGAUGGACUUUGCUGUGCGACCGGGAACUGGGAUGACCCAAUUUCUUAACCCUGUGGAUCACGCAUGCAACCGUUUCCGUAAGCCAGUCAGCUCCAACUACAACGGCUACGGUUGUGUCGUAAGCAAUUCUUUAGGCCAAUGCAUACAAUACCGUUAA
Messenger RNA from Dicrocoelium dendriticum, 2034 nucleotides. NCBI's taxonomy places the organism in Eukaryota, Metazoa, Platyhelminthes, Trematoda, Plagiorchiida, Dicrocoeliidae. The record is from the annotation of a GenBank genome assembly.